AUGUGUGCACUUGUCCCUCCUUUAUUUCCCACUUUCGGCUGGCCUUGCGGAGAUCAUAGCUUCUACGAAAAAGACGACGUAACCAACCCCUUUCUUGAUUUUCCGUUGCCAGACUUGCCGCCGGUCGCUCAUCAGAACGUGUCAUCGGAGAAAAAUAGAAUAUUAGAGUUAGAGAAUCCUGUCGUGAUGAGGAAACUUAACCACAACGCUAGCGAGCGUGAUCGUCGCAAGAAGAUCAACGCAAUGUUCUCAUCUCUCCGUUCUUGUCUUCCGGCGUCCGAUCAAUCGAAGAAGUUAAGUGUUUCCGCAACAGUUUCACAGGCAUUGAAGUACAUACCAGAGCUGCAAGAGCAAGUCAAGAAGCUCAUGAAAAAGAAAGACGAGCUCUCGUUUCAAAUCUCGGGUCAAAGAGAUCUCGUUUACACCAACCAAAACGGUACGCCAGAGAAAAAAGGGGUCACAAGCUAUGCAUCAACAGUUUCUGCGACUAGGCUCGGUGAGACUGAAGUAAUGGUCCAACUUUCAUCGUUAAUGACAGAGAAGUGUUCGUUUGGGAAUGUUUUGAGUGGUUUAGAAGAAGAUGGGCUUGUUCUUGUGGAUGCUUCAUCUUCAAGUUCUCAAGGAGAGAGACUGUUUUACACUUUGCAUCUCCAACUUGAUAAUUGCAAUCUGAAUUCCGAAGACUUAAGUGAUAGGUUGUUGUACUUGUACGAGAAAUGUGGAAACUCGUUUACAUAA
Messenger RNA from Microthlaspi erraticum, 738 nucleotides. The record is from the annotation of a GenBank genome assembly. NCBI's taxonomy places the organism in Eukaryota, Viridiplantae, Streptophyta, Magnoliopsida, Brassicales, Brassicaceae.